Molecule: messenger RNA, 1153 nt
Organism: Drosophila mauritiana
Lineage: Eukaryota; Metazoa; Arthropoda; Insecta; Diptera; Drosophilidae
Exons: 2
Coding region: 370-972 (200 amino acids)
Source: RefSeq, a predicted model, not a curated record
UCACACAGCUCGUUCAACGUUUCGGUCGACACAUUCUCGAGUCAAGCUGAAGCACUCUCUAUUCGUAAAACCAGAACAAAUUCAAAUUGUAAAUUUUACUCUGUCCCUUCUUUACAAGUUUUUUAGUUGCCUUUCGAUAAAAUUGCGUUGAAAAGUGUAUUCAAACGAAACCACCGAACAACCGAGCCAGCAGCGGGCAUUCCUCAACUUGCUACGAAAGCAAUACGCGCCAAGCAAGAAAGCGGCGUUUCGCGUAACAAGCAAGAUUGCCAAAGCAUAUUCUAGCACCUACGCACAGUUCCAAGUCGAGCAAGACCGGUUGUAGUAAUAUUUUCGGGAGACAUACUCAAACAGUGACAUAACAUCAGGAUGUCUGACAACUCGGCCGUGAGCUGUGUGCUCAACGUUGUUCUCUGCGGAGCCGCGGGCUUUGGCUUCUACAAGAUUGGACCCAGCGAACACCCUUACGCCUUCACAGCCUGUGUGUUCGGCUUCUGCCAUGGACUCUUCGGUUUGGUGAGCGGUUUGACCGGCGAUGACAAUGCCAAGAAGGUCACCGAGACGACCACAUCGAUCAUGGAGAUCAUCCCGCUGCCGCUGGUCAAUGUGGAGCUCUAUCUGGCCGCCGAGAGCAACAACAUUGCCUUGGGCCAUGGACUCUUCAUCGUGCCGCUGGCCGUCAGCGUGAUCCUGACCUUCUUCAAGGGCGAAAGCGGGGAUGAGAGCGAAGGAGGCGCCCUUGACACCCUGAAGACCCUGACCAUUUUGGGAAACAUCACCUCGCUGGCGUAUCUGGCGAUCAAUGAGAGCAGCUGGAACCUGGGCGGCAUGGCCUUCCUGGCCUUCAUGGCCAAGUUCGGUGCCAAAUUCUGUGAGGAGCAGAUCAGCGAGGGCAGCGGCGAGCCGGUGAACUAUUUGAGUUGGUCGGGCUUCUACUUCCUCACCGCCAUGGCCGUCUCUGGCGAAAAGUAGGCCGAAUAGGGGAAUCUGGGAAUCUGGGGCAUUCCUAGCCAUCAGCUGAGUCAGCAGUAGCCCAUGCAUAGCCUCUUUUCCCGAAAGCUUUCCGCCUCUUCCUGGACACCAACACAUUCGAUCUUGGACGAGCAAGGUGAUGAAUAAAUUAUUGGACUGAUGCUGCGCUGACUCGUUAAUA